AUUUCAGUAAGGAAUAUGGCUAAUCUGUCUUCUGUGUCAGAGUUUCUGCUCCUGGACUUCUCAGAGACUCGGGAACUACAAAUUCUAUACUUCCUUGUGUUCUUGGUAUUGUACCUGGCAACUCUAACUGGGAAUCUUCUCAUCAUCUCUGCAGUAGCCUUUGACCAUCACCUGCACACCCCCAUGUACUUCUUUCUCAUGAAUCUCGCUAUUAUUGACCUUAGUUCAGUUUCAGUCAUUAUUCCCAAGUCCUUGGCCAAUUCCCUCAUGAAUACUAGGCAUAUUUCUUAUUCAGGAUGUUUUGCACAAGUCCUCUUGUUUGUCUUCUUUGUAACAUCUGAUUUCUUCCUCCUCACAGUCAUGGCAUAUGAUCGGUAUGUUGCCAUUUGUAAUCCUUUGCAAUAUCAGAUUGUGAUGAACUGGAGAGCUUGCAUUGAAAUGGUUGCGGUAGUAUGGAUCAGUAGCCUACUAUAUGGAGGGUUGCACACAAGUAGCACCUUUGCAACUCCCUUUUGCUCCAAUAUUGUUAAUCAGUUCUUCUGUGAUAUUCCACAUUUACUUAAGCUCAUCUGCUCUGAGUUAAAUCUAGUUGAAGCUGGGGUGAUAGUAUUAGGUGCUGCCUUGGGUUUUGGUGGCUUUGUUUUUGUUAUUGUCACCUACGUGCACAUCUUCAUUGCAGUGUUAAGAAUUCCAUCUGUGCAGGGAAGAAAAAAGUUCUUCUCAACUUGCCUUCCCCAUCUCAUUGUCUUUUCUACUUUAUUGGUCACUGGAUGCUUUGCCUACCUCAGACCUGCUUCUGAUGCCCGAUCAGAUGUGGACUUGGUGCUUACCAUGAUCUUUUCUAUGGCUCCACCCUUGCUGAAUCCAGUGAUCUAUAGCAUGAGGAACAAACAGAUCAAACAGUCCUUGUCAAAAUUGUUGGGGUCCAGAGUCACUUCUAAAAAUACAUUCUUUAGUUUUCUUCUGUGA
Molecule: messenger RNA, 969 nt
Organism: Elgaria multicarinata webbii
Lineage: Eukaryota; Metazoa; Chordata; Lepidosauria; Squamata; Anguidae
Product: olfactory receptor 14A16-like
Exons: 1
Coding region: 16-969 (317 amino acids)
Biological process (GO): G protein-coupled receptor signaling pathway
Cellular component (GO): membrane
Molecular function (GO): olfactory receptor activity; odorant binding; G protein-coupled receptor activity
Source: RefSeq, a predicted model, not a curated record